AAACUGUACCCGCGCUGGCACAGUGGGGGAUCAUGCAUAGCCGAGCGAGCGCUGCUCUGACAUGGGUUGAUUUCUUCAUGCUGAACUACACGACUUUCCACCGCUCCUGCUUAUAUUUGCCUCGUUUCAAGCGACACUUAGAAGUAUUUGUGUCCAUGCUAAGGAUUUUUUAAACAUUUUUUUUUGCCACGGCACAUUUGAACGACUCCGGUUCAAGGAAAGAGCUGCUCCUAGUUCUUCAGCGGCUCUUCAGCCGUGACAAUACAGCGACAGCGACAGCGCCGAAGACACGGACACAGAUCCGAGCGAGUACAGCGUCAAGGAAGAUUUGGCACUGUCUGUAGCCGGCUGGUUCUGUGGAGUUAAUUAUUAUUCAAAUGUUAUAGAAACAUUUCAUAGCAUAUUCAUGCAUGGACCACGCUGUUAUUAACUUGAAAAUCAACAAUUCAACGCUGCGUAGGCCUAUAGUUACAGAAACUAUUGGUGCCCAAAGAAGAGUUGAUCCGAGAGAAUAAUUAUUCAUUUGUGUAGGCUGCUGUAGACCGACUGCAGGAGAAAACUAUUAUAAAGCUAAAAAUUCAUGUUUAUAAUAGCUGUGACAUCCCACAUCUUCUGCGGUUGAAGAGGAUGCGCGUGUUGCUAUGAAAACACGACAAGAACAUUGACUGAAAUAGUAUGUCUUUUAAACGGAUCCUCAACUAAUUCAUAAUCAAGACAUUUACCCACCAAUUGAAAUACUUUUGUAUUCCACAAAAUGGCAGUGCUUUUUUUUAAUGAAUGAAAAAACUUUUUACAAAUAUCAAUUCAAGCCUCAGCACAACUGCCUCGUGUAAUAAUCCAAUCAAUGCGUUAUACUCGAGCAGUCAACUAAGACAUAAGGCAAUUAUAAUUUAAAAGCCUUCAGAUGUGAAUCUAAUUUCACUCUGUUAAUUUGAAGAAUUCUACCGCGCCAGACGCUGCAUCGAGAGGGACCUUGACGUGUCCAAGUUCGGGAGCCAUGCCGCAGGUGGAAAUGAUCCUAUGCGUUUCGCUGGUGUUGUGGACGUGUGUCUACGGCCAAGAGCCGGCCUCCAAGGUGGUGUCCGACCGCUAUGCGGUCUACUGGAACCGGACCAACCCCAGGUUCUACCGGGGUGACUACCACAUCGACGUGUGUAUAAACGACUACCUGGACGUCUUCUGUCCCCACUACCUGGACUCUGUCCCAGAGGAGCGGACAGAGCACUACGUCCUCUACAUGGUCAACUACGAUGGCUACAGCUCCUGUGACCACACGGCCAAGGGCUUCAAACGCUGGGAGUGUAACAGGCCCCACUCCCCAAACGGACCCCUGAAGUUCUCCGAGAAGUUCCAGCUCUUCACCCCCUUCUCUCUGGGCUUCGAGUUCCGCCCCGGCAGAGAGUACUACUACAUCUCUUCCACCAUUGCUGACAAUGGAAGGAGAAGUUGCCUACGACUGAAGGUGUUCGUCAGACCAGCAAGUAAAUACAAUUGUGUGAAAACUGUCAGUGUUCACGAUCGGGUCUUUGACGUCAAUGAGAGAGUGGACAAUUCCCUAGAACCAAGAGAUGACACCAGCCAUGAGUCAGCUGAGCCAUCCCGAGGUGACGUCAACUCCGUGGGCCGGGUUCAGACCGCCGGCUUGUGGGUGACCUCCUCCCUGUUCCUCCUGGCGGCCAUCUUGUCUUCAUAGCGCCCAGCCUGAGGGUUUUAGACAGAGCGGAGUGGACCGCCCUGACUGGACCACAGGCCCCCCAAGGAGCACUUUUUAACAGACAGUCUCUCUCAGUGCAAGGGAGAGGAGAGACUUAUAAGUGGAAGUCAUUUUUAUAAACUUUGCUUUGGGGAGUUAAGAUGCCAAAAGCCUUUUUGACUCUCAUUUUGACAUUUUACUUUCCUGUGAAUUUUGAUAUUUGAAGGCCAUGGUAUGCCGUUGAAUUUGCCAUCCCCACACCCUCUCACACACUAACACACACACAUGCUCUCUCUCUCUCUCUCUCUCUCUCUCUCUCUCUCUCUCUCUCUCUCUCUCUCUCUCUCUCUCUCUCUCUCUCUCUCUCUCUCUCUCUCUCGCCCUCCUCUGUAGCCCUCCUCUGUAGCCACACCAAACAUUUUGCAAGAUUAAACUACGGAACAAAAACAUUUUCCAAACCCCCAAAUUACUUUGAUUGAGAAUAUGAUGAAGUCUUACAGCAAAUGACAAUUGAUCGUUUGAAGAAGGCUUGUGACUGAUCAGAUCAGCCAAUGGCAAUGAGGCCAAGGCAUACUGGCCAAUCAAAUGAGGCCAAGGUAUAUUGGCCAAUAAAAUGAGGACAAGGCAUGCUGGCCAAUCAACGGUGAAACAAGGAUCCAAAGCCAUGGUUGUAGCUUGGAGAAAUCCUAUUGCCAAGCGGAGGGGGCUCUGUUAUUUUCUUUCCUUUGAAGAGUCCAUUAGAAGUUCCUCUCAGGUGAUUGGGGUUGUAUUCAAUGACUCAGAGACUGAGAGACUCAGAGGAUGUUUGAGAUUAACCGGAAAACAUAAGCCCUCAUGUUUAGUACUUUCUGUCCUUUUAGGGGAAUUAGUGAUCGAUUAAUGUAUUUUUGAAAUAAAUCACAUAAUUCAAGUUUAGCAGCCAACACGGGUGUAUAUUUGCGAGGAGCGUGGGAGCUGAUAUGGUAUUUUGUCAGGCAAAUGUAUUUUCCUAUUUAUUCUUGAGUCCUUGUGCUCUAUACCUUUUCUGAUGACUGUCCUGGUUCAGUCACUGUAAGUACAACAGAGACAAGCCCAAAACAUCCCACCACUAAAAAGCACCAGUCUCUCUUUUUGUUUAGGACAGGUAUGCUAAUAUUUCAUUACCCAUACACAUUAAAAUAUCUGGGCUUGGACUGAAAAUAGAAUAUAAUUGGAUUGUUUUUAUCAAGCUGAGUUCAGGGAUUGAGGACAGAGAGUUGCAUGUUGUAUCAGGGUGUAGGAAUGUGAGUUAUAACUGUGAUCUUCUCUGUAACACUAAACACAAACUAUAUGUGUGUGCUAACAAGUCAGCCCAUAUUACAAUCCACUACUUCUUUUGGAAACAUUGUCAUAACCUUUACCAAACUACAUUUACGUUUAUAAAGACAAGGUACAGGGAUGAUACCAUUCUGUAGCUAACACGAAUAGUUUCAAUUAGGUUUUUAGUAGUAUUCUUGGGUUCUUCCAGGCAAACAGUACACACUUUCCUUGAUAUUGAUAUUGAUAGGUUAGCGACCAUGCAGUGAUGUUCCACCCACACGUCCCCGCAGUUCUCCUAACUUUGCAGGAAGGUUGUGGUAACGUUGCGGACAUAAGGUUCCUCAAUAGCAGCUGCAGCUCUGGUAUGAUUUAGCCGUGUCUUUGAUGUCGUGUGGAGCAGCGUCCUUGCAGACCACAUGCUAGGGGGCCAUGCGCUGGUUAUUUCUGGAAUGAAACAAAAAAUGACCACCAGGAGAGAGAGGGAGAGAGGUGUCCUGUUCAGUCUCUGGAUAGGUUCACUAGCAGGGGCGAGAGAGGUGUCCUGUUCAGUCUCUGAAUAGGUUCACUAGCAGGGGCGAGAGAGGUGUCCUGUUCAGUCUCUGGAUAGGUUCACUAGCAGGGGUGAGAGAGGUGUCCUGUUCAGUCUCUGGAUAGGUUCACUAGCAGGGGCGCGAGAGGUGUCCUGUUCAGUCUCUGGAUGUGUCCUGUUCAGUCUCUGGAUAGGUUCACUAGCAGGGGCGAGAGAGGUGUCCUGUUCAGUCUCUGGAUAGGUUCACUAGCAGGGGCGAGAGAGGUGUCCUGUUCAGUCUCUGAAUAGGUUCACUAGCAGGGGCGAGAGAGGUGUCCUGUUCAGUCUCUGGAUGUGUCCUGUUCAGUCUCUGGAUAGGUUCACUAGCAGGGGCGAGAGAGGUGUCCUGUUCAGUCUCUGAAUAGGUUCACUAGCAGGGGCGAGAGAGGUGUCCUGUUCAGUCUCUGGAUAGGUUCACUAGCAGGGGCGAGAGAGGUGUCCUGUUCAGUCUCUGGAUAGGUUCACUAGAAGGGGCGAGAGAGGUGUCUUGUUCAGUCUCUGGAUAGGUUCACUAGCAGGGGCGCGAGAGGUGUCCUGUUCAGUCUCUGGAUGUGUCCUGUUCAGUCUCUGGAUAGGUUCACUAGCAGGGGCGAGAGAGGUGUCCUGUUCAGUCUCUGAAUAGGUUCACUAGCAGGGGCGAGAGAGGUGUCCUGUUCAGUCUCUGGAUAGGUCACUAGAAGGGGCGAGAGAGGUGUACUGUUCAGUCUCUGGAUACGUUCACUAGCAGGGGUGAGAGAGGUGUCCUGUUCAGUCGCUGGAUAGGUUCACUAGAAUGGGCGAGAGAGGUGUCCUGUUCAGUCUCUGGAUAGGUUCACUAGCAGGGACGCGAGAGGUGUCCUGUUCAGCCCAGAGGACCGGAGUGAGUGAUGAGGUGAGAGAGAGGCCCCAGCUGAGAUCAAUAGAAAUCGGCUUCUCAAACCCAGGAACACUCGGUAAAUAUUUCCCUCAGUCCCUUCACUUACUUAUACACAGUCUAUUUAGUGUACUGACACUCACUCACCUCCUUUGUAAAGGGUCGAAUGGACUAUCAGUGAGAAAUACAUUCAGCCUCUGCCUCUGUAGGCUGUCAUUGUGGUAUUCAGUUUGACCAAAUCUGUAGAUAGGAAAAGUAAAAAUUCAUUGUCACCGACAUUCACUUCGGGCAACAUUGGGAAACACAGAUCAACUUGUCUUAUGGGUACUGUGUAUCCAGCCGUCGUCUAAUAGAACGUACAGUGUUAGAGCAGUGAUUCUCACACUUCUUUGAAGGGCAACCAGAGUUAAGGGAGACAUUGUUAAUGUUGUUAGUGAGAAAAAUGUAAAUGUUUGAUAAAAAAACCCCAGUUGAUUUCAUUUCUAAAUGUCUUUUUGUAUGAGAAACAUGAUCAAUGUUACAGUCUAUAUCUAUCAAUUCUGAAUCCACCGUGCAGUUAGCAUUAUGUGUAAGCUUUUCAAAUAUCAACUGUGUGUGUGUGUGUGUGUGCGUGCGUGCGUGCGUGUGUGUGUGUGUGGAGGUUGAAGUUAAGGUCUCUGCUAUUGGAAGUGCACUAUAUCCAUCCAUGCCCAUGCCCAUUCCAAGAACCAGACCACGCUCCUAUCGCUCUCCCCUUUUGACCAGACCUUUACUUAGUAGUAUUUUCAUCUGGAAUGUGGUUUAGGUGCCUAAUGUUUUGAGUUCUUGUACCUGCUUAGUUUGUCUGUGGUCUCUCCAAUGGUUUCAGAUGAAGCUUCAGUAGUCAGUAGCACCAUGUUGUUGUACCUGAAUUCAGAUGUUGUUGUACCUGAAUUCAGGAGAUGGAAUGUCCAUUUUUUUGUAAAGCUUGUUGAGUGCUGGUUUUCUGUGCAUAUUACAAUGUCCUAAAUCAGUUAACUGUCAUUUUCUAUUCAAACGUUGAUGUAGAGUAUUAGACACAGUUUUGUUACAGGGUGAACAGUGAGUCUGAUUGGAGGAGCUCUUCACCUGAAUUUGGUACCUGUAGCCAUUUAGCCUGAACCUAAUGUCACUGUGCCCUCCUAUGUACCCUGUCCUACUGUAUGUAUCUGUCCCCUGUCCUCUGUCCCUGUCCUCUGUCUCCUGGCCUCUGUCCCUGUCCUCUUGUCCCAGACCUAUUGUCCUCACCUCCCCAGACUGUUGUAACUCCUCCCUCUCUUCCUGGUCUAACUCGCUUCACCAGAUUUUUCUGCAAAUGUAUUUCAUACGAAGGCCAUUAUUUGUAAAUACACGUGUUGGAGCAGCUAUGACUAACUACAAAAAAAAAUGAUUUAAUAAAAGUUGUUUGUCAUUGUCUCUCAAA
Molecule: messenger RNA, 5812 nt
Organism: Salvelinus fontinalis (brook trout)
Lineage: Eukaryota; Metazoa; Chordata; Actinopteri; Salmoniformes; Salmonidae
Product: ephrin-A5-like
Exons: 5
Coding region: 998-1693 (231 amino acids)
Biological process (GO): regulation of cell-cell adhesion; axon guidance; regulation of actin cytoskeleton organization
Cellular component (GO): external side of plasma membrane; plasma membrane
Molecular function (GO): ephrin receptor binding
Source: RefSeq, a predicted model, not a curated record